UAUUGUACACUGUCUACUCAUGUACAGAUUAAUGCAGAGUUUCUGCGGGUUACUGCAGUUCCCCUGCUAACCAGAUUCAUGGCCCAGCUGGACAAGCACUCCCCACAGCUACUUAAAAUAAUCAGAAAGAAAGGAGGGACAACCAAAGCAAAAACUGCCAUAAUCCUAGAGUUUCUUGAUCAGGAUGCUGAUGCUGACAUUAGGAGGGAGUGUAUACUUAAAUCUCUCAUUAUCUACCUUGGAGAACGUGUUGAGGACUUGAUAAAAGAAUACAUGAUAUCCCAGAAAGAUGAAGCUGAGGAAGAGCUGCAGAGUACCACCAUGGCACUCUUCGUCUUCAGGGACAACUCAAGCCUCCUACAUCAGCCUCGAGACAUCGGGAUAAUCAUUGAUGGUGUGGAAGUCCUGAAUGAGUUGCCUUCUGUGGCAGCUGGAGUGGCAAUGGUCUUUGGACUCUGUUAUGCUCUUAAUAUGGAAUAUCCACGAGGAUUCAGGUUCACCUUUGAGGCUCUUCAAAAGAUUAUGAUGGAGCUUGACUUUAACAAGAUGACCUCUAAGAUUCGCAAACUUAAUUGUGAACUUAACACUGCACAGUAGUGUGUUUGCAUGCAUGUGUGCAUGUGUAUGUGCACAUGCAUGUGCAUGUGUGCUUGGUUAUUUUGCUUGGUUGGCCUGCAGUGGUAUUCUACAUUCAAAAAUUAUAAGAACACCCAUUUGAAAGGGAGAUUUAAGUUGAUUUCAUU
Messenger RNA from Pelmatolapia mariae (spotted tilapia), 743 nucleotides. RefSeq lists its product as uncharacterized. The transcript is spliced from 3 exons. Lineage: Eukaryota; Metazoa; Chordata; Actinopteri; Cichliformes; Cichlidae. The record is from RefSeq and is a predicted model, not a curated record. The coding region runs from base 79 to 597 and encodes 172 amino acids.